CGCCGCAGUUUCGCGUCAUUCUGCGACUUCAACGGGCCGUGGUAGCGUUGCCCGUAUUUCUCUCCUCCGUAGAAGUGGCUUCGAACUGUCAUUUGUGCUUUCGGUGACGCACCGGCGUGUAGUCGUAGUGGCGCGCGUAUACACUCGCGUGCAUUCCAUACUUCACAGAAUAUUUCACCGAUUUUUUUGUGCCGUGAAUUUCGUUUGUGUCCCGCGCAGACGUCUCUCUUUCCUGGUGACACAGUGAUAUUCGAAAUUUCAUCGGGAUAUUUUUCCACGGCGCGGCGUGCCACUGUCGAUUGAUGGAAAGAGGAAUUUUGUUGCAACUAUGCGUGUUGCACCGUACAUAUAAGCGCGCGGGAUUGCGAUUGUGCUGCUGUUGCUGCUGAGUUACGAUCUACGUGGGAUAUUUCGAUUUACGUUUGAGUUAGUGAUUCGAUUUAGCGUGCGUUUGGGCGCCCAUGAUUUUCAGUCAGCGAUGUCAUCCGGGGAUUGACCGUUUGUUUUCGGGAUAAUUGCCUUCCGAAAUUUUCGACGUCGUCGGUGCGGUGUGUGAUUUAGCGAAACAAAUUGCGGACCGUUCGAGAGAAAUUCCCGUUGCAAAUUCGUUUCCGGCACGCGAUUCAGUAUAACCGCGCCGAAAGCGGCGAGAUACUCAAAGAAGCCGUUGGGUAUAAAAACCGGUGAAAAACGAUCUUGUUGCUUCCGGAUGAUACGGACGUCAUAAUAAGAGGAUCUAACGCGCGGCGCGCUUACGAAGAAAGUGGAAGUUAACGGAGAGUGAGAGUCUUCUUUCUCGAAACUGUUGUGAAAGGAGCUCCCAACUGUUUCACAGCAUCGACCCGGUCGGUCGGUUACGCGUUGCACGCACAGGGACAGGUAUUUCUUCUCACGAUCACACAAAUGUAAUUCUCUCUCUACCUUCGGGGGUAAAUUCAUUGUGAUUCUGAGGACAGAAAAGCGACAUGGACACGAGCACGUUGCGUUUGAUAAUAUUUUUGGGGAUGUUUCUGAUUUUCGCCGGCGAUUAUAACGCGCUGUUCGUCUCGGUUUUCGGCAACGUAUCGGAGAAGAACAAAACCAAUGAUGUCAGAGAACACGAGGCUCAGCUUAAAGAGCCUCACGAUAAAAUAUCAAUUGCCGCAAAAAGAGAUAUCAAUGACAAACACAGUGUUCUACAGCUACGUCGUGCGAAAAUGAUGACGACGAUUAAGACUGCUUGCCUGCCAAAGUUAAUAUGCGAACUCACGUCGUCCGUUCACCAAGAUCAACUGAGCGAAAUGGAGCGAUCUCUUUUGAAUAUCAUAAGAGACACGAGUCUGAGCACGUUGGCAGAAGUGCCGUCGAGAUACCACUUCGCCGCUCACAUGGGUCAACUGAUUUCCGGUAUAGAAGGUCAAGGCUGUCAUAACUUUUAUCCGACAUGUCCACUGCCGGGCAUCAGUGUGUUGAAUAUGAUGAAGAAAAUCCGUUUACAUUGACGAGACGUGACAAGUUAACGAUUGUUUAAAUAUUAAGUGACAUCUGUGAUAUCGAGGAUAUUCUAUUUUCUUAUGUUUGCGAGAUAUUUACUACAAAUGUUAUGCAAACAUUACUAUGUAAAAGUAUUCGUUGUUUGCAAACUUUCUGUUUGAGCAUUCCGAUACUUCACGCAAGAAAUAAAAAAACCACUCACGUGCAUUUACGUGCAUUUACUCAAAACAUAAUAUUGAUGUAUUUAGACGAGAAUUUACUUACAUGAGUCGGUGAUUACAAUCACGUUUUAUAUAAAAAUGCCUUGUUAUCUUAUACAAUAAACUUGUUGCAUUUAUUUCUUUUUUUUUAUAGAAUACAUGACUUUACACACUUAAAAAAUUCUGUAUAUUUGUAUAUAUUUAUGCGUACAACAAUUUGAAUUUGUAUUGUUACUUUAUAUGUACAUGUUAAUACGUAUUUUGUAAGAAGAAAAU
Pseudomyrmex gracilis is the source of this 1949-nucleotide messenger RNA. RefSeq lists its product as uncharacterized. The record is from RefSeq and is a predicted model, not a curated record. The transcript has 5 exons. Bases 966 to 1481 code for a protein of 171 amino acids. NCBI's taxonomy places the organism in Eukaryota, Metazoa, Arthropoda, Insecta, Hymenoptera, Formicidae.